Messenger RNA from Haliotis rubra (blacklip abalone), 632 nucleotides. Its product is annotated as acid-sensing ion channel 4-A-like. The transcript has 3 exons. Gene Ontology annotation, biological process: sodium ion transport. The record is from RefSeq and is a predicted model, not a curated record. Gene Ontology annotation, molecular function: sodium channel activity. Bases 38 to 334 code for a protein of 98 amino acids. Lineage: Eukaryota; Metazoa; Mollusca; Gastropoda; Lepetellida; Haliotidae. Gene Ontology annotation, cellular component: membrane.
UGACUUGAGAACCUCUCUCGCCGCCUUUCCCAGUCACAUGAUAUCGGAGUCCUUGCUCAGGAACGGUCAUGCUGAAUCCUACCAACAAAUCAGAGAUGACUACGUAGAAGUGAGGGUGAUGUUUGACGGAAUGAUCCAGUACCACGUGGAGCACGUGCCGGAAAUAACACCCAGCGACAUAUUCGGCAAGCUAGGAGGACAGAUGGGGUUCUUCCUCGGUGCUAGCCUCCUCACCCUCACUGAGCUGAUUGAAGUGGUUAUACGGACAGUAAUUAUUGUUGCCUUUGAAAUCACUGAAAGGCGCAAACACGUUGCGGUAAAUAGUAAACACUAGCAUCAGCCGUCAGGGGAAACUACUCUGGCUUGGUAAACAUGGUUUUAUUACUUUUCAUUAUUUAUCGUUUCAUGUUACAGCAAUGUUCAUGAUAGAUAAUUUUCAGAAUGUUGGAAAUUGAGACUGGUAAGGUAAACCUGUGGUCGAUAUUGUGAACACCUUCUCCCAUCCGGGCACAUUGCCAGCCAAGCCACCGAGCCUUACUAACCGAUCCAUGAUGUACACAAAGAUUGUGACUUGCAAAACGCUUUUCAAAAUAUUUACGUUGUGUUUGAAAAGUGAUUAAAGUCCCCAAACA